Hypoxylon fragiforme is the source of this 2832-nucleotide messenger RNA. RefSeq names its product glycyl-tRNA synthetase. The record is from RefSeq and is a predicted model, not a curated record. The transcript has 2 exons. Gene Ontology annotation, biological process: mitochondrial glycyl-tRNA aminoacylation. Lineage: Eukaryota; Fungi; Ascomycota; Sordariomycetes; Xylariales; Hypoxylaceae. Bases 109 to 2316 code for a protein of 735 amino acids. Gene Ontology annotation, cellular component: cytoplasm; mitochondrion. Gene Ontology annotation, molecular function: glycine-tRNA ligase activity; ATP binding.
AUAUUGGUCGUGACUCAAUUCCUUAAUUCCUUACUACAUAGUAAUUCUGCAUAUAAGGCUUAGGCAUUGUCGGUCACUACCACAUAAGCUAAUAAUGAAAACAUCUCCAUGAACCGCGCACAUCUUGUGAUUACGAAAUUUGCGCCGAGCUUAGAUCGUGCAACUUACUCGAAAAGUCUAACUAAUACCUGGAGAAAGAGAAAUACUGUCGCAAUCUCUGGUAUAUUUGGUGCAUUUGGCACACAACAUUUCCAUAAUUCGACGUCAACUUCACAUUCUAUUCUCGACUACUCGAAUAUUAAAAAAACUCCAGAUAUGGCGACAGCUACAGCCACUACCCUCAAGGGGCAACCCCUCGACCGACCUUCGCUAGAUUCCAUGCUUCGACGACGAAUGUUCUACACCCCUUCCUUCGAGAUUUACGGCGGUGUUGCUGGCCUUUACGACUAUGGUCCUUCUGGCUGCGGUCUCCAGGCUAAUAUCAUCGAUGUAUGGCGAAAACACUUCGUACUCGAGGAGGAUAUGCUGGAGGUUGACUGUUCGGUCUUGACCCCACACGAAGUUCUGAAGACCAGUGGCCACGUGGAUAAAUUUGCCGAUUGGAUGUGUAAAGAUCCCAAGAAUGGCGAGAUCAUUCGCGCCGACCACUUUGUUGAAGAAGUUCUAGAAGCCCGCCUAAAAGGCGACAAGGAAGCCCGCGGUGAAAAGGUUGAGGAGAAGGAGGAAGACCCUAAGAAGAAAAAGCGAAAGGGGAAGGGAACCCACGAGGCAGUUAAGCUAGACGAUGCAGUUGUCAAGGAAUACGAGGAGGUACUAGCCAAGAUCGACAACUACAACGGCGAAGAGCUCGGCGAGUUGAUCAAGAAGUACGAUCUCCGGAAUGCAGCGACUAACGAACAACCCUCUCCACCUGUCGCCUUCAACCUCAUGUUCCAGACGGCUAUUGGUCCUAGCAGCAAUCUUGCUGGAUACCUCAGACCAGAGACUGCUCAGGGCCAGUUCCUCAACUUCUCCAAGUUGCUUGAGUUUAACCAGGGUCAGAUGCCAUUUGCAUCUGCAUCCAUUGGCAGAUCUUACCGAAACGAAAUAUCCCCCCGAGCCGGUCUACUACGUGUGCGCGAAUUCCUAAUGGCCGAAAUCGAGCAUUUCGUGGACCCCAACGGUGGCAAGAAACAUCCUCGAUUUACAGAAGUCAAGGAUACUGAACUAGUGCUAUUAAAUCGCGAGACCCAGUUAGCUGGCCAAACGAAGGUCGAAAAGGUGUCAAUUGGCCAAGCUGUAGCUAAUGGCACCGUAGACAACGAGACGUUGGGUUACUUCUUGGCCCGCAUUCAUCUGUUCCUCAAGAAGAUUGGCGUAGAUCAGUCUAAGAUCCGCUUUAGACAGCAUAUGGCAAACGAGAUGGCCCAUUAUGCUGCUGACUGUUGGGAUGCCGAGCUUUUCACCUCCUAUGGCUGGGUUGAGUGUGUUGGCUGUGCUGACCGUAGUGCUUACGAUCUGAGUGUCCACGCAAAGAGGACUGGCGCACCCCUGAUCGUCCGUGAACAGCUACCAGAACCUCUAGUGGUGGAGGAAUGGCAGGUUGAUGUGCAAAAGAAGAAGUUUGGCCCCCAUUUCAAAAAGGAUGGCAAGACAGUGGAGGCCGCUGUCGAAGCAACCACCCAAACUCAACGAGAGGCUCUCGCAAAGGACUUGAACGAGAAGGGUAGCAUCACCCUCGAGGUACCUGGUGUUGCCGAUGGGAAGGUCGAGAUCUCGAAAGACCUUAUCGCGAUCGAACGCCGAACGAGAACAGAGCACGUCAGGGAGUACACCCCUAACGUCAUCGAGCCAUCUUUUGGCAUCGGUAGAAUAUUAUACGCUCUUAUGGAGCACAACUUCUGGACUCGAGGAAGCGCAGGUGGUGAUGAAGCCCGCGGUGUCCUAUCAUUCCCGCCAACCGUAGCUCCUACGAAGGUGCUCAUUGUCCCAUUAUCAGCCAACGAGAAAUUUAGACCAAUCUGCUACAAGCUUUCGCAAAAGCUUAGAAAGAUGGGCAUUUCCAACCGCAUCGAUGAUUCUUCAGCAACUAUUGGAAAGAGAUACAGCCGUAAUGACGAACUAGGCACGCCGCUUGGCAUUACAGUUGAUUUCCAGACGGUUCAAGAUUCCACUAUCACACUCCGAGAUCGUGACUCGACCAAGCAAGUUCGCGCAGACGAAGACAAGAUCAUCGCUGCAAUUCAGUCUGUAGUUGACGGUAGUAAGCAAUGGAAGGACGUUGAGACUGAAUUACCUAUAUUCGAGGGACAGGAGGUGGAGAUCGCUACUCGCUGAUUCUGGAGAUAGGGAAUCGGUUAAACUCAAGACGGUAAUCAUUGCAAACUGGAGGCCUCAAGCAUAAAGUGUAGGAGGAAGGCUAAUGGGGACUGGAGAGACGUGAAAGAGCUUAUCCCCCAGUUCUCAUUCUCAGAUAGUUUCAAUGGUAGAUCCUGACCACUCCAAGUAUGCCGCCCCAGUAUACCAACGAUCAAGGGACUGAGCAAACAAGACUCCUGGAAGUUGGGGAUAACUUCAAGACAAGCCUUGUGGAUGUAGACAAUUGUGGAAGGAUACUCUUUUCAGAGAUCACGAUACCUCUACGCGAAUUUUCAAUGUGGACAGUUACGCCAUGCUCCUUUUCUUCCUUUUUUCUGUUUUACUGCGUAGCAACACAUUGAAUCAAGUGAUAUUUAUUACUCUGUUCGCAGACGAGUUGAAAGAAGGACUACACCAUCAGGGGUAGGAUUCCAAGUUGCCCCUGUUGGCCCCUGUUGACCUUGUUUGGCCAAUUACAUGCAGCAGACAAAACCG